AUGGUUGGCUGUUGUGCUGUUGGUUGCACAAAUAGCACUCAAAAAGGUGUUAAUAUGAAACGGUUUCCUAGUGAUCCGGAACGAAGGAAGGUUUGGUCCGAAAAAGUCGAUAGAAAAAACUGGACUCCGACCGAUGCUUCUCGUCUAUGUGAGGCUCAUUUUACUCCGGAGAUGUUUGAACAAAAUCGAGCUGAUGGACAACGUAGACUGAGAUGGAAUGCGAUUCCAACCAUAUUUUCUCAUAUCCCACACAACAAAUCUUGGAAACCUACGACCAUAAGAUAUCCUACAAGGACAAAGUAUGAAUCAAAAGAAGAGCAAUCAGUCUUUGCAGUUAAUAGUGUAUCACAAGUUCCAGAUUUUUGGAAGAAUCCUCAUAAUGCUAAUUACUGUGAUGAAGAGGAGAAUUACGUAAUGUCUGAAAGUACCGACAUCACAAUUAAGGUUGAACCAGGUUUAAUUGAUGAUGUGUAUCAACAUGAUAUAUCAAAUGAUAAUACAAAGGAUUUCUUGAAAGGAUGCUGUCGAAUUAAAGAGAAUGAAGAUCCAGAUUCUGUGAAUCAGGAAGAACAUCUAGAUUCUAUGAUAGAUAUUGAUAACACAAUUUUCAUCAAACAAGAAAAAGAUGAAGGUUAUAUGAAUUUUCCUCAUGAAGGAGUAAAAAUUAAGACAGAACCAGGUCUUAGUGAAGAUGAUGUAUGAAAUGGCUGAAAAAUAAUGUGACAGUAAAGUGGAGGGAAAAAAUGGAUCAUAAUGAACUAUGAUAUAAAUAUUUAAUUAUAAAAUGUUAAAUAAUCAUAUGAGAAAUAAUGAUCUAUGUCAUUCCUCUGAGUACCGGACUGCUGAGCCGUUAUCAGAAGAAAUGAGUAAAGAGGAAGUUAAAAUAGCUAUUGGAAAAUUAAAAUCUUAUAAAGCAGCUGGAACCAAUAGCAUUCCUUGUUAACUAAUUAAGACAUCGAGAAAAGCUGGAGUUAUUAAAAACACUUGUUGGUCAAAACGAUAUGGAAGAAUUUAAGUUCAGAACUUUUUAUCAUUUACAGUCUAUUUUAUUUUAAAACUUAAUAAAUUCCUCAAACCAA
Nezara viridula (southern green stink bug) is the source of this 1079-nucleotide messenger RNA. NCBI's taxonomy places the organism in Eukaryota, Metazoa, Arthropoda, Insecta, Hemiptera, Pentatomidae. The record is from the annotation of a GenBank genome assembly.